Molecule: messenger RNA, 3300 nt
Organism: Onychostruthus taczanowskii (white-rumped snowfinch)
Lineage: Eukaryota; Metazoa; Chordata; Aves; Passeriformes; Passeridae
Gene: SND1
Product: staphylococcal nuclease and tudor domain containing 1
Exons: 24
Coding region: 1-3300 (1099 amino acids)
Biological process (GO): mRNA catabolic process
Cellular component (GO): cytosol; nucleus
Molecular function (GO): RNA binding; nuclease activity
Source: RefSeq, a predicted model, not a curated record
AUGCCCAGCGGGAGACGCUGGCGGGGCGGAUUCCCCUGCGACACCGGGAAUGGCACCGGGAGCGGCACCGGGAGCGGCACCGGGAGCGGCACCCGGAGCACCCCGAGCGCCUCCCGGCGGGACCCCAGCCGCGCGGCCCCGCCCCCGGCGCGGCGCGAGGCCACGUGCGCGCGCGGGCGGCCUUUGCCGACGUGUCCCUGGCGCCGCGCGCCCCGGAACUCCGCGCCGCCGCCCGUCGUCCAGCGCGGCAUCGUCAAGAUGGUGCUGUCGGGCUGUGCCAUCAUCGUGCGGGGCCAGCCCCGCGGGGGGCCCCCCCCGGAGCGCCAGAUCAACCUCAGCAACAUCCGCGCGGGGAGCCUGGCACGGCGCGCGGCCGCCAGCCAGCCCGACGGCAGGGACACCCCGGACGAGCCCUGGGGCUUCCCGGCGCGGGAGUUCCUGCGCAAGAAGCUGAUCGGGAAGGAGGUGUGCUUCACCGUGGAGUACAAGACCCCCCAGGGCCGCGAGUACGGCAUGGUCUACCUGGGCAAAGACACCAGUGGUGAGAACAUUGCCGAGUCCCUGGUGGCUGAAGGACUGGCUUCCCGGCGGGAGGGCAUCCGAGCCAACAACCCCGAGCAGAGCCGGCUGGCCGAGCUGGAGGAGCAGGCCCGCAGCGCCAAGAAGGGCAUGUGGAGCGAGGGCUCGGGCGCGCACACCGUGCGCGACCUCAAGUACACCCUGGAGAACCCCCGGCACUUCGUGGACUCCCUGCACCAGAAACCCGUCAACGCCAUCAUCGAGCACGUGCGGGACGGCAGCGUGGUGAGGGCCCUGCUCCUGCCCGACUUCUACCUGGUCACCGUCAUGCUCUCGGGGAUCAAGUGUCCCACCUUCAAGCGCGAGGCUGACGCCGAGGUCCCGGAGCCGUUCGCGGCCGAAGCCAAAUUCUUCACGGAGUCACGGCUGCUCCAGAGGGACGUGCAGAUUGUCCUGGAGAGCUGCCACAACCAGAACAUCCUGGGCACCAUCCUGCACCCCAACGGGAACAUCACGGAGCUGCUGCUGAAGGAGGGCUUUGCCCGCUGUGUGGAUUGGUCCAUCGCCGUCUACACCCGCGGCGCCGACAAACUGCGCGCGGCCGAGAGGUUUGCCAAGGAGCGCAAGCUGAGGAUCUGGAGGGAUUACGUGGCCCCCACGGCAAACCUGGAUCAGAAGGACAAACAGUUCGUGGCCAAGGUGAUGCAGGUGCUCAACGCCGACGCCAUCGUGGUGAAGCUCAACUCGGGGGACCACAAAACCAUUCACCUGUCCAGCAUCCGGCCACCGCGGCUCGAGGGGGACAGCGCCCAGGACAAGAACAGGAAGCUGAGGCCCCUCUAUGACAUUCCCUACAUGUUCGAGGCCCGGGAAUUCCUGCGCAAGAAGCUCAUCGGGAAGAAGGUGAACGUUUCCGUGGAUUACAUCCGCCCUGCCAGCAGCGCCACCGACACGGUGCCGGCCUUCUCGGAGCGCACCUGCGCCACCGUCUCCAUCGGCGGCAUCAACAUCGCGGAGGCGCUGGUCAGCAAGGGCCUGGCCACGGUGCUGCGCUACCGGCAGGACGACGACCAGCGCUCGGCGCACUACGACGAGCUGCUGGCGGCCGAGGCCCGGGCCAUCAAGAACGGGAAAGGGCUGCACAGCAAGAAGGAGGUGCCGAUCCACAGGGUGGCCGACAUCUCCGGGGACACGCAGAAGGCGAAGCAGUUCCUGCCGUUCCUGCAGCGCGCCGGCCGCUCCGAGGCCGUGGUGGAAUACGUGUUCAGCGGCUCCCGCCUGAAGCUCUUCCUGCCCAAGGAAACGUGCCUGAUCACCUUCCUGCUCGCAGGGAUCGAGUGCCCGCGGGGAGCCCGGAACGUGCCGGGGCUGGCGCAGGAGGGGGAGCCCUUCAGCGAGGAGGCCGCGCUCUUCACCAAGGAGCUCGUGCUGCAGAGGGAGGUUGAGGUGGAGGUGGAGAGCAUGGACAAGGCCGGGAAUUUCAUCGGGUGGCUGCACAUCGAGGGCGUGAACCUGUCGGUGGCGCUGGUGGAGCAGGCGCUGUCCCGCGUGCACUUCACGGCCGAGCGCAGCCCCUACUGCAAGGCCCUGCUGGCCGCCCAGGACGCGGCCAAGCAGAGGAAGGAGAAGGUGUGGUCCCACUACGAGGAGACGCCGGUGGAGGAGGUGGUGCCGGUGCUGGAGGAGAAGGAGCGCACGGCCAACUACAAACCCGUGUUCGUCACCGAGAUCACCGACGACCUCCACUUCUACGUGCAGGACGUGGAGACAGGAGCCCAGCUGGAGAAGCUGAUGGAGAACAUGCGCGCCGAGGUGGGCGCCCACCCGCCCGUGGAGGGCUCCUUCGUCCCGCGCCGCGGCGACUUCUGCAUCGCCAAGUUUGUCGACGGGGAAUGGUACCGUGCCCGGGUGGAGAAGGUGGAGUCGGGUGGCAAAGUGCACAUUUUCUACAUUGACUACGGCAACAAGGAGACGCUGCCCCCCAGCCGCCUGGCCCCGCUGCCGCCGGCGUUCUCUCCGCGGGUGCUGCCGCCCCAGGCCACCGAGUACACCUUUGCCUUCAUCCAGGUGCCGCAGGACGAGGAGGCGCGCGCGGACGCCGUGGACAGCGUGGUGAGGGACAUCCAGAACACGCAGUGCCUGCUCAACGUGGAGCACCUGGGCCCCGGCUGCCCCCACGUCACCCUGCAGUUCGCCGACUCCAAGAGCGACGUGGGGUUGGGGCUGGUCAAGGAGGGGCUGGUGAUGGUGGAGCCCCGCAAGGAGAGGCAGUUCCAGAAAGUGGUGGGUGCCGGGGGGCACAGGGGGCUGGGGGGUGCUGGGUGGGUGCUCAGGGGGUGUUCGGAGGGGCUGGAGGCUCUUGGUGGCUGCUGGGAUGUUGGGUGGGUUUUUGGGAGGCCUGAGGUGGGUGCUCGAGAGGUGUGGGGUGGGUUCUGGGGGUACUGGGGGUGUCAGGUGAGUUCUGGGGGUCCCUGUGCCCCCCUCACCACUGGUGCUGAUCAGUCCUGGCCCAGCUGCUGCCCCAUUGGGACCAUGGGGGUCCCUCCACCCCCCGGUGCUGCCCACCCCCAGACCCCCGAGUUAAUUAUCGAUCAGACCCUCGGGACCCUGUCCCCGGGGGUCACCCCAGCCCUGUCCCCCCGGGGUCACCCCAGCCCUGUUCCCCCGGGGGUCACCCCAGCCCUGUCCCCCGGGGUCCCAGAGUGGCUGCAGACCCUGAACCUCAGCUCCAGGUCCCACUGCUGGACCCCAAGCCUGGCCCCCUCCCAGUGCGACCCCUGA